GUUCAAUAUGGCGGCCUUACCUCGAGUAUUACCGAAGAAUCUUGCUAUGAAUUCAUUGUGUGAUUUUGGACGUAAAAUUCCACAAAGAUUCUCUAGUUUCUGUUUCAGAGAUAGAUCGUUAUAUAACUAUCGCCCAAGGGAUCAAUCAUGGCUCGUGCGACGUUCUUGGGCCAGAGGAAUUACCCAUUCAAGUGACAAGAAAAAUAUCAAAGCCCACAGAGUCAUCACUCCCAUUACAGCAGAACUCCUUAGAAGUGUGCAAUAUGGAAAAGAGCAAUGGAUGUCUUCAGCAAUGCGUAAUUAUCUAGUUGGAAAAAUUGAAGGAGGAAUCAUUGAUCCAGAUUCUACUGAUAAAUUGACUCUGGAACAUUUUCAAGUUUUCUGGCCCAGAGGAAAACCAAUCUGGACAAAUUUCCAAAGAAAUUUUAAAGGCCAGUUUCCACCUCAGAAAACGCGACGGAACUGCUUUGCUGGUACCAAAGUAUGCAGUAAUCCCUGUCCCAUAUGUCAACUUAAAGCAGAGAGAAACUAUGAAGUGGUUUAUACAGAUGUGGGUUUAUUGUCGCAGUUCAUCUGCCCUCACACAGAAAAGAUUCUUGAAACAAUCAAAACAGGUGUUUGCCAAAAACAGCACAAACUUUUAACAAAGGCAAUAAUCGAAGCUCGAGACAAAGGCUUGAUUCCUUACAUGAUACCAGGCCCAAGGGAUCCACUGCGAGUCUUUCAACCUGUUGGAGUACCAUCUAUGUUUAAAAACAGAAAAUAGAAAUAAAGCUUAAAAAUAACCAAAGAAAUGAGUAAUGAGAUGAAUGACUAAUGCUAGCUCUGUGUGCAGUUUAAACUGCCAUUCCUAGACAGUAAUUCAUUGUGACAAAAAAUGUUGGCGAAGAACUUCCAUGGUGCAUUGCUCGCUGUCUGACUGCUUACUAUGUUGAAAAGAAGCCAUUUUAGUGAGUUAUUCAUUUCUAGGUUUACUACUCUAACCUAGAAUUGGAUAACUUUCUAAAAUGGCCUCAUUGCAACAAAGUAAGCGGUCACAAAAGAAGCAAUGUACUGUGAAAGUAAGGUGAGGUAUUUUUGUUGAGAAUUUGACUAUAUUUUUUAUUCUUAAGAGUGGUCAUAAAUAUUCCUAUAGCUCAUAUUUUCACCAUAACUCUUAUUAUGCAAGAUGAUCAUCUCACAGCUGGAGCUUGAGGUGCCUGUGGUGGGAUUUGUUUUGCUAUUAAGGAGAUUGUAAGUUAUGCAGAAACCAUUCAAAGGCAUCUCUUACACUUGCUUUUUUCUUCUUGCGUGUGAACUUUGAUGUAAACCGUAGGAGAAUAUGUCUUCUUAGUGUUAAAGUAACCAAUAUAUGCUGAUGGACAUCAAUAACUGCCUGGAACUAUGUGUUUACUGAAUAUUUAUUACAAAAUAUUUUGUACACGUUUCUGAGUGAUUAGAGUAUAAUGAUACAUAGUUUUGUUGUCACUGUAUUCCCACCAUUAGCGCAGCUCCACUUUUUGCUCAUAAACAUACACAAUCCACAAUUCCUCCAAUUGCUCCAACAAAGGGUUAACACUUGAAACAUCAGCUUUUAAACUCUUAAGAGUGGCCAAUUUACAUUAUCAACUCACUUGAUAAUACUAAAUUACAGAGCAUAAUGAUACAUUUUACUGUCAAAAUUAGUGACCAUAAUAAACAAAGCAUUCUGUGUUGCCAAUCAUGUUCUCCUGGAGUAAACAUAGAAUUUUGUCACAAC
Molecule: messenger RNA, 1738 nt
Organism: Pocillopora damicornis (cauliflower coral)
Lineage: Eukaryota; Metazoa; Cnidaria; Anthozoa; Scleractinia; Pocilloporidae
Biological process (GO): mitochondrial translation
Cellular component (GO): ribosome; mitochondrion
Molecular function (GO): structural constituent of ribosome
Source: RefSeq, a predicted model, not a curated record